UACUAUUUUGUUUUCAUUACAACUUAUCGUUGCGGUUUUCACCCACACUCGAGCCUCUACUUUUUUUUAGCUUAAUUACUUUAUUUAUAGCCUUACUAUAUUAAUGAGUUGCUGUGCCGGUUUUUUACUUUCCCGAGUGAGUGGUUGUUUUAAUUCUGCAGUUUAUAACGUUUGCUGUCGUCCCUGUGGCAUAAGCUCAUCAAAGGCAACUAGAAUUGCUUACGCCAUAGUUUUUCUUCUGUUCGUAAUUUUAGCUCGUCUUAUGUUAAUAGAUCAAGCUAAAAUUUUCUUAUUAAAAAUAAAGCCUUUAACGGAAGAGAUAUCUUCAAAGGACCUUACCAAGUUAGUUGGCUUCUCUGGCGUUUUUCGUGUAUGCUGGGCUAUUUCUAUAUAUUUUUUUACCAUGUCAAUUAUAAUGAUUGGCGUCAAAAAUAGCAAAGAUAUUCGUAAAGGCUUUCAAAAUGGGUGGUGGUCUUUCAAAAUAUUGUUUAUCUUUGGCCUUCUAAUUUGUGCUUUUUUUCUUCCCAACCGUUUUAUGUACGCCUGGAGCAUAAUUGGCGCUAUCGGCGCAAGUUUCUAUAUUUUAAUUCAAAUUGUGUUGUUGAUUGAUUUUGCUUAUUGUGCUCAAGCUUACUUAAUAGAGAAGUGGGAAUCAAGUGAGAGUAAAAAAUGGAUUAUAGUCUUACUCUCUGUCACUUUCGGAUUAUUUAUUUUUUCGAUUGUCAUAACUUCGCUGAUGUAUAUCUAUUUCACCGAUUCUUCUUCAAGAGAGCUGUCUCUUAUUUUUAUAAGCCUUAACAUUUUUCUAUCAACUUUUAUUUCAGCUAUAUCCGUAGUUCCGAAGUUCCAAGAGGCAAAUAUUCGAGCUGGAUUGCUGCAAGCCGCUUUGAUCACUGCAUAUUCUACUUACCUUGUUUUUUCCGCUGUUUACACAAUACCGCUGCGCAAGUUUGAAAAUUUAUCGGAUGCACAACAUAAGUUGAAGGAUUUCGCUAAAUAUGCUGGAGAAUCUUUUACUUUUAUUGCCAUCGCCUACUCCACCGUACGAACAUCCGAGUACUCAUCCAUGUCAGCUUUGGGCGUCAAAAGUUUCGAUGACGAAGACUUUCCAUUAGCUCAGGGGCAUGACAGAGGCGAUAGUGGCGACGAUGAACUUGAAGGCUGCCGAUACAACUGGUCCUUUUUCCAUUGGACAUUUGCACUGGCCUCGCUGUAUGUCAUGAUGCUGCUGACGGAUUGGGAUCAGAUCGCCUUCCACACGGACGGCACUCUGAACCUUUCACAAGGUGUUAUGGGGACCGUAUGGGCGAAGGUCGUCACCUCUUGGGUCGCCUUGCUUUUAUAUGGUUGGACUGUUGUAGCUCCUUCCGUUCUAAAGAACCGGGACUUUACCUAACAGUGGAAAAGU
This is a messenger RNA of Zophobas morio, 1408 nucleotides long. RefSeq names its product probable serine incorporator. NCBI's taxonomy places the organism in Eukaryota, Metazoa, Arthropoda, Insecta, Coleoptera, Tenebrionidae. The coding region runs from base 104 to 1396 and encodes 430 amino acids. The record is from RefSeq and is a predicted model, not a curated record. The transcript has 11 exons. Gene Ontology annotation, cellular component: membrane.